Molecule: messenger RNA, 513 nt
Organism: Encephalitozoon hellem ATCC 50504
Lineage: Eukaryota; Fungi; Microsporidia; Unikaryonidae
Product: ribosomal protein L14E/L6E/L27E
Exons: 2
Coding region: 1-513 (170 amino acids)
Biological process (GO): cytoplasmic translation; ribosomal large subunit assembly
Cellular component (GO): cytosolic large ribosomal subunit; ribosome
Molecular function (GO): RNA binding; structural constituent of ribosome
Source: RefSeq, a predicted model, not a curated record
AUGAUUAAAGAAGUUAGAGUUAUACCGGAUGAUUCAGGACUGUACAUGCCGGAUGAUAUCCCAAAAUUUGUCGAGAAAUACAAAGCAAGGACUGCACGCAAGCCAAGGGCAAGAAGAACGGAUCUUGUCAAAGGAAUGGUUGUCGUUGUUUUGGAAGGAGUUUUUGCAUCGAAGAGGGUAGUGUACUUGAAGGGAUUGGAAGGCAAUCUUGCACUGUGCACAGGCCCAAAGUCGAUUAACGGAGUGCCAUUUUUCAAGAUUGACGAGAGAUACUUAUUGGCAACGUCUACAGUCCUGAAUGUCGAUGUGGAUGUAGAUAUUGACGAAAAGAACAUCUUUUUGACUGAAAGAGAUGUCUACGCCACGCCCAUGGAUGUUGAGAUGACCGAUGUUGAGGAGAAGAUUAGCGAGGAGAUUGCAAAAGCUGUUAAGGAGGUCAAAUACAUGAAGUCUUAUCUUUCAGAGCCAUUUGAGAUUGACACUACAAGAAACUUCUACUCUUUGAAGUAUUAA